GUUGGAUUAUCAUUCAACACAUUAUUGUCAGUAAAAUGUCUGACGAAGAGCAAAAACAAGAAAAAUCUAGGGAUGCUUCAACUGGUACCGAAAAGAUUAAAAAACCCUCUAAGGAUGGAGCUAGUACUGAAAGACCCUCAGUUACUUUUCAUCAAAGAGAAGACGAAACCAAAGAGCCGCCAUCUUCUUCUAUAAGUCUGAAACCAGGUCCCAAAGUAGCGCCAAAACCGAAGAAGUCGUCGAUAAGUAGAUCAAGUUCCCAAGAUGGAAAUUACGAAGUAUCUGCAGACGCAUAUGAAAAGCCAUUUUUUAAAGCAUCUGCUAAAAAAGCUAUUGGAAAAGAGGCAGUAUCCCAAGGAGAUGCAGAUGAAAAACCAGGGUUUUCCAGAUCAUUCGAAAAGGGAACUAUAGGAGGUCUGACAAUUACAGAAGGUGAGCCAAGCAGUAAAAAAGGGAUUGAAGAGGAACAUUCGGUGACAUUAGUAGAGUCUGUACCCGGGAAAGUUCUUCUUACAGAAGCGGAAACUGAAAAGCCCCUAACUUCAAGCGGUAGAGUAGAUGAAAACCCCCCAACAAGGCGAGUUCGAGAGCCAUUUGAUUCAUUUAAUAGGGAAGAAUACUUGUCUGGUUUGAUAGAUUACGAUCGCUCAUCAGAAGAUAAGCCUGAGAAAAGGCAGAACUGGGAGCCAGACAGUAUUCUUCGGCGACGUCUUCCCAACAAUCACGAGCUUAACUCAAGUUCAAGUCUUUACGGCGAGGAGGAAGACAUUGAUUCAGUUGGAUCUGCCACCAUGCGAGGCAGCUAUCGAGAUCGAUCCCAGAAGGCCGACGACGAAGCUGUCCUCCUAGCUGAAGUAAUCAAUAUGGGGAAGUUAAAGGAGCUGAAGGACGAGCGUGACUCAAGUACAGGGUUUCUUAAGCAACCUAGGGUGGAUAGAACCAUCGAUGAGAUAAAAGGUUCCAAAACCACAGGAACGAGUAAACGUCAUGUUGAAGAAGUUAAAUACAAGGAGAACUCAAGUGAUGAUGAUAGUACUGGGCCAGUAAGAAACAAAGCCACCAUUACGAAAUUGUUUUGUCUUACUCAGAGAAGGGUGGAAGACAAGGAAAUUCCCAAGGAAGAUGAAGAACCGAAAGAAAAGGAAGAGAAGAAACCUCCUCCGGAACCAGAAGUGCAGUUGGCGGCAAAGAAACCCUGGAGUUUCCCUAUAACAGAGACAUUUUCUGAUAUUCCUGGAGAGGAUCAGCCACUGCGAGAAAACCAAAAGGUUAAAUUAGGGAGAAGAAAUAAGAAGUUCAGGGCUAUAGGAAUCAAUACGGAUAUAAGCAGAAAACCCGCAAGAAUGAAGGUCCCUACUGAUGCUACGGAAAACGACAUGGGAGUUUACCAUGACCAUGGAAGACUGCGAGAUAUAGGCCAAGUUACUGAUAGACUGUCCAAGAAUCGGAAAAACUAUAAACAUAAGACUGAACCAGAUGAUAAUCCCAUUGAUGUAGGACCCUCCGAUGAUCGGAAAAGGGAUAUUGGAGUUAAUACUAAGGUCCUACCGAAAUCCAAAACUCCACUCAUAUCCGCUAUGCACACUCGUAAUGGAGGACAACUAAGGGACGUUGGAACUAACACAGAUAAGCCCUUUUUGCCUAUGGACGAUGGAACCAAGGUUAUCUACAUGGAGCCCAUUAAGUCUGACGCAAAGAAACUGAAUAAACUAAUUGUGGACCCACCACAGGACAAAGGACCCUACAAGAUGCCCACAAAGGAAGAAAGGAGAGCUUAUUACGAGGGCUGUGAAUAUCAUUUCCCAGGCAGAACUGGAUGGCGACGACUUUUCUACAAUGGAAAAUAUGAAAUACGCCGCUUUAGGCACUGGGUUUAUACCCUGAUCUUUGCCAUACUAUACAUUUCAUUUGUCCUGCUUUUUUCGAUGGCCUGGUUCGAUUAUGUCACAGAUGAAGCUCCCAGAAAGGCUCCGAAUAAAAAGAUGACUCAACCAACUAUUACUUUCGCUCCCAUUGGACCUCGAACUAAUCCCAAAACAAUCGCCUUCGAUCCACGAAAUGAUACUGAGGUGAUGGAAAAGUACGCUGGUAUAAUGGCUCUCUUGGAAAAAUAUGGUGACUCUGGACAUAACCCUCGGUUUGGAACUUGCACCGCCUCCGAAAAGUUUGGUUAUUCUAGUGGUAAACCGUGUGUUUUCCUUAAGGUGAACCGCAUUAUUGGUUUCAGGACCGAACCAUACACAAGUUCCGAUGAGCUCGUUAAUGCCAAACUUGAUGAGAGCGACUUUGCGGCUUUGAAGAGCCUUCUAGAGAACAGCACCUCAAAGGAAAAUCGCCAGAACCGUACCUGGAUUACUUGCCGAACAGGUACAGACAAAAGUGUUGAGAUUGAAUUUCAUCCUGAACCAGCUUUAAGAACGGAAUACACAGAUAUUGAGGAAAAAAUAGAGUUUGUCAUGGACAAAGGAAAGAAAUCUUUCUUCAGCCCAACUAAUGUUAAUCGAAUAGUGGCUCUUCAGAUCAAAAACCUAAGGGCAAACGAACGAGUCCACGUGAAUUGCAAAAUGUGGGCUCACAAUAUCCAUCAUAAGCAACAGGGUCAUGGUCAAGUGUCUUUCUAUGUUUUAUUGGCUACUGAUAAAAACCGGAAAAGGGUGGAGAAAGUUCUCAGGCACCAUGAUUCAUUGUAAAGAAUGUUUGACAAUUGUGUAAAUAAAAUAUAAAAAAUACAA
This is a messenger RNA of Drosophila biarmipes, 2732 nucleotides long. RefSeq lists its product as uncharacterized. Gene Ontology annotation, cellular component: sodium:potassium-exchanging ATPase complex. The record is from RefSeq and is a predicted model, not a curated record. Gene Ontology annotation, molecular function: ATPase activator activity. The transcript has a single exon. The coding region runs from base 36 to 2690 and encodes 884 amino acids. Gene Ontology annotation, biological process: intracellular potassium ion homeostasis; potassium ion import across plasma membrane; intracellular sodium ion homeostasis. Lineage: Eukaryota; Metazoa; Arthropoda; Insecta; Diptera; Drosophilidae.